UCUUCAGAAAUAAUGAAGACUGUUACGCUGAUAACUUUCUUUGUUUUCUUCAGCUACAUUAAAUGUCAAACUUUUCAGAGAAGUUUACUAGAUGCAGCCAUGCUGCAUAUUAAUAGGCAGAAUUACUUAGAGGAGAACUUAAGAGACCUCACCAGCAUUAUGGUUGCUCAGUUUCUUCAGAAAGCAACUUACGAAGAAGUACAAACCAUCGCUAAAGAGCUGCUAGAUCUUACAGAGAAAUGCAAGAACCUUCAGCCACAUGAGUUACCCUCAGAAUGUGCUCACCAAUUGGCCAUCACAAAGCUGCCCUACCCAUACCAGCCUGGGUGCAGCAUCAAUGUGAUGUCUGAAGGAAGAGGCAGUCAAGGACUCAGGUCUCCUGUGAACUCACUCCUGUGCAUAGCUGCAGUCCUAGCUCUGUGGCCUCCAUCUGGGGGCCGCUUUGUAGGGGAACUUCAGUAUAAUUAUGAAACUUCUAGAAGGCAUCCAUUCUUGUACGGGCCCACUAUCCUGACCACGUCUGCCUGCUAUGAAGCUGCUAUUCAGUCAUGUUGCCAAAAAGAAAAUAAGACUGAAUGCCUCCAGAUAAAGCUUGCACCCAUCAGAAAAUACAUCAGAGGAAUAUCUUUGAGACAUUAUCAUUUAUGUGAAAUUGGGAAUAACUUCAGCCACAAAGUAGCAAAAGCAGUGGAACUAGUUCUGCUGACUAAAAAACAACCGAAAGCUGACUUUUCUGAAAUCGCCAAACUGACCACAGACACUAAAAAUCUGCAUCAGAUCUGUUGUGAUGGAAACGCAGUAGCAUGUGCUCUGGGCAGGGCUCAGCUUAUGAGCUACAUCUGCUCUAACCAGGCUAUGCUAUCCAGCAAGAUCACCCAGUGCUGCGAGCAGCCAGCGCCCUUCCGCGGGGAGUGCAUUAUCAACUCAGAGAACGACAGACCUGCCCUUUCUUCCCUGCCACUCAGCAGGUUUACAGAAGACCCGUUUGUGUGCAAACACUUUGCCGACAAGGAAGAUGACUUCCUGCAGGAGUUUCUUUAUGAAUAUUCAAGAAGACAUCCAGAAUUGGCAGUUACAGUGAUUUUAAGAGUGGAGGAAGCAUAUAAAAAGGAAUUGGAAAAUUGCUGUAAAUUAGAAAACCCUCUGGAAUGCUAUAGUCAUGGGGAAGACAUGUUCCAAACGGUGGUGCGUGAAGGCCGUGACCGUGUAAAACAUCACUGUGAUUUACGUGAGAAGUUAGGAGACAGUGACUUCCACGACAGGCUCGUGGUCCUUUACACUAAGAAAGCCCCUCAACUAUCUGCUCAAGAGCUGGUUUCAUUCACAACGAAGAUGGCAGCUAUUGCCACCAAGUGUUGCCCGCUGAGUGAUGAGCAGCAGUUUUUCUGCAUGGAAGACUCGACAAAACUAAUUGUUGGAGAUUUAUGCAGAAGACAUGAGGCUGAGCCUAUCAAUGCUGGUGUGGGUCACUGCUGUAAUGGCUCCUAUGCCUUCAGGAAGCCAUGCUUUGAUGACCUGCAAGUUGAUGGGACUUAUGUUUCUCCGUCUUUAUCUUGUGACCAAGUCAUCAGUCUUAAAGAGGAAUUGUGCGAAGCUCAGGAGGAGGAACUUCAAAUUGAAAAGCAAAAGCUCCUCAGCGACUUUGUGAGGCAGAAACGGUAUGCAGCGGAGAUGCAGUUACAAUCAAUUGUCAUGGAUUUUACUCACCUGGUGGAGAAGUGCUGUCAAGCAGAGAAGAGUGGAGUAUGUUUUCAAGAAGAGGAGUCCAAACUGAUCAAAAAAUGCCAGUCCUUCUUGGAAGGCUAAAUGAUCCCAGAAAAUGUCAACGUAGGAUCUUUGCUGAGGUCUGCAUUUUUAUUUUCCACCAAUUAUGAAACCCAUGUCGGAUACUCAAAAUAAAAAUC
Tupaia belangeri chinensis (Chinese tree shrew) is the source of this 1904-nucleotide messenger RNA. Its product is annotated as albumin superfamily member 1. Bases 13 to 1806 code for a protein of 597 amino acids. Gene Ontology annotation, biological process: transport. The record is from RefSeq and is a predicted model, not a curated record. Lineage: Eukaryota; Metazoa; Chordata; Mammalia; Scandentia; Tupaiidae. The transcript has 14 exons. Gene Ontology annotation, molecular function: small molecule binding. Gene Ontology annotation, cellular component: blood microparticle; cytoplasm.